AGGUUUUUAAUGAAACCAUGCCUUUUUUUAUUCUAUUUGUAAUCAAAGAUUGAAUUCCCAUCCCAUACCCAUGAAGGGUUUGGGAUCCAUACCUGCCCCUGCUCGUGCCCGUGCCCAGUUGACAUCCGUACGGGGUUCAAGUUGGAAAGAAUAGUGAUGACAUUACAGACAUGCUGCACAAUCUGACCUCUCUUCUAAAUUUUAUCAUCCAAGUAGGCCUCCACGAUCCCAACUCCUAUUCUACUUGCUUUGCUCGAUUUUCUCAACAAUGGAGAGAUUGAGAAGAGUGGUGAACCAAAUAGCCUAUACACCACGCUCUCAAACACGCUACAAUCUCUCUCCUCUUCAACUUUCUCUUAUCCCUCUACUCUCCUUCGCUUCUUCUCUCUACAAACUUACUCUCUACCUCCGCCAUCAACUCUACCACUUGGGUCUCUUCCGUCAACAAAGGUUGCCUGUGCCGGUGAUUAGCAUUGGAAAUUUGACGUGGGGAGGCAAUGGGAAGACACCGAUGGUUGAGUUCAUCGCUCGCUGGUUGGCUGUUUCUGGAAUUUCACCUCUCAUUCUUACAAGGGGUUAUGCUGGUGGGGACGAAGCUAACAUGCUUCAUAGGCAUCUCUUUGGGACAUCUGUGAAGAUUGGUGUUGGUGCAAACCGGGCUGCUACAGCUGCUUGUUUUCUUGAAAGAUAUGGUUUCAUGAAUCACUGUCACGGUACAUAUUUUGAGAGACUUGGUUUUGACCCGAAAGAUGGAGAUCAUGGAGGACUGGACAAAAUUGCGGCUACAAUUCUAGAUGAUGGAAUGCAGCAUCUGAGCUUGUGGCGUGACCUGGAGAUCGUAAUGGUGAAUGGGAUGAUGCCAUGGGGAAACCAUCAAUUACUUCCACUUGGACCAUUAAGGGAACCUUUAACUGCACUUAGCCGGGCAGAUGUUGUUGUUGUUCAUCACGCUGACUUGGUAUCAGAAGAGAAUCUCAAAAUCCUUGAAUUGAUGAUGAGGAAUGUCAAGCAAUCUCUUCCUAUAUUCUUCACCGCAAUGGCUCCUUCAUACUUCUUUGCAGUGGGAAACAAUUCCCAAAAAUUACCUUUAAGAGCUGUAUAUGAAAAGAUCGUCUUGUGUGUUUCUGCAAUUGGUUUUGCAAAUGCCUUUGUUCAGGGCAUUGAGAAGAUAGGACCAUUGCAUGUGGAUCAACUAGACUUCAAUGACCAUCAUUUAUUUAAAACUGAGGAUAUGGAAAUGAUCAGAAUGAGACUUCAAAAACUUCACGCCAAAUAUGAUUCCAAGCCAAUUGUUGUAGUAACAGAGAAGGAUUAUGAUCGAGAGCCAGAGAUUCUUAAACAUUUGGAUCCUUUUGAAGUUUUGGUACUGUUUUCUGAAUUGCGGAUACUACCUCAUGAUGGAUGCACAGAAGAUAGCUUCAAGAAGUUAUUGAGACAGCUUCUGGUAGUAAAAUUAUCGGGCAUAAAAAUCACUUAGCUUUGAGAUUUCAGAGUGGGGAACAAUUUUCUAUGGUAAAUGCAGUGCUAAAAGUUAGUUAUUGGUAAAGGAUUUGAUGGAAAAUGAAUUUUCAAUUGUAAAGAUCCAUUGCUAAGAUAUAAAAUGUCUGAUGGAUUCAAUUUUCUGGCCUAAAAAAUAUUUUUGAUUUGAACACCACGAUUUCUUAGUUUACAUCUCCAAACAUGGUCAGUUGAACAAGUCAAUCUGAGAUCUCAGAUGUUGCCUGAGCUAAUGAGCACAGUAGAUACUGCACUUGGAUGGAUUGGUUCUCUGGUUUUCAUACUUUUGUAUUUCUGUCCCUUUAGGAAAUCUUCAUUGUCCACCAAGACCUGGAAGAAUAAACACCAAAUACAACAGUUCUAUGAGGCAGACAGCUAGCAACAGAAGAUUAUUUACCUUUUCAUAGAAGUUGGUAGCGCGAUCCAGAUCGAUCACACGAAGCAUCAUUUGACUAAGUGGAUCAGGAGUUGGACCACUUUGGACGAGCUCAAAACUGU
Messenger RNA from Cornus florida, 1995 nucleotides. Its product is annotated as probable tetraacyldisaccharide 4'-kinase, mitochondrial. Gene Ontology annotation, molecular function: ATP binding; lipid-A 4'-kinase activity. Lineage: Eukaryota; Viridiplantae; Streptophyta; Magnoliopsida; Cornales; Cornaceae. The transcript is spliced from 10 exons. Gene Ontology annotation, biological process: lipid A biosynthetic process. Bases 269 to 1477 code for a protein of 402 amino acids. The record is from RefSeq and is a predicted model, not a curated record.